Adineta ricciae is the source of this 306-nucleotide messenger RNA. NCBI's taxonomy places the organism in Eukaryota, Metazoa, Rotifera, Eurotatoria, Adinetida, Adinetidae. The record is from the annotation of a GenBank genome assembly.
AUGGCAGCUGUGUCGGCAACAACUUCCGAAAGACCACCAUCAACUGUAAAAGCAUCCUGCACAAUUUGUUUUAAACCGAUUGGGAUUUUGAGAUGUGAAGGAUGUCAGAAAAUAUUCUGCUUCUCUGAUUUAACUCAGCACCGUAAUCAACUUUCUACCGAAUUAGACGCACUUGCCGAUGAACAUGACACAUUUAAGCAAACACUGAACCAAACAGAAGCCGAUCCUCGUACCCAUGAACUUAUACAUCGCAUUGAUGCUUGGGAAAACGAAUCUAAGCAAAAGAAGCUCGUCAUGAGAUCAUAA